AUGUUCCGAGCGCGGAAGUUCGUUGAGGUGCCUUCGAAGCGCGUGCUCACGGGAUUGCCAGCUACGAACGUAUUAAGUACGAGUAAACGACAACGUCUAGAGCAUUGGGAUGCGCUCUAUGCGCCACGAUCGGGAGGUGUAGGGGACAUGGAGGAGAUCUCGUCGCUUCUAAUGGAUACAAAUACUUGCACGAUCGUCGAAAGUGCCAGUUUAUCGCCUGUGAUACUGGAAGAAAUGCGGAAAGAAUGGCCACAAUUGUCAAGACAGGAGCGUCAUCAAGUUUAUUGCUGUCGAGUGUCGGUGCCAUCGGCGCGUCAUCGAAGCGGACGUCAAUGGGUUUUAUACUUUGUGUUUGUAUUACGGACAAAAGUGCUGCUAUGGCAACAAGAUCGUGGAAAAGUGAUUUUACUGCAAUUGUCCGAUGAACUCGAGUCGACUGAAGUGUUGUACCCGUUUUUAUUUGCUCUUUAUAGCCAGAGUUUAAGUCUUAUGGUCGUGGGGAAGAGUGGCAUUGUGCUCUUUUGGGAAGAUAUUGAAUUGCCAUAUGAGAGUGUACCAUUGAGUGUACAAAUUCCAUUGGGAGUUAAUGAACAAGUUAGUACGCAUCAAAAUGCGACCAUGAUAGCGACACUGGAUGGAGGACAAGAGGAAGAGAUGCAAGAGGAAGUUACUGGACUCAUAUGCUGGAGCAACAAAGGCAAUGUGUGGGAAGUCGCGGUAGAAGAUCGACGCAUUCGUGUACGAGCUUUUGAGAAACAAAGUACAGGCUUCUUUUCCGGAAUUACUAAGUCAGUCUCACAGUUCUUCUUCUCCUCGACGGCGUCGAGAGCUGGAGCGGAUGGAGGAGAAUUGAAUGUAAACCAACCAAUUCGACACUUGAGACUGCUACCAUCUUCUAUGGGAAAUGCAACAUCGAUGACAAGUAGCAAAGAGGAGGUCGACGAGAUGUCCGAUAUGUUGGUGUUGUUUCAAGACGGCAUGCUGGAACGACGCUCGUUUAAUACUGGAGAUGUGAUGGAUUGCUCUUAUGUAUCUCAACUGCAGUUUGAUGCUAGUCGCGUAGCGAUCAGCUACUUUAGUGACACCUUCCCUAACGCACAGUUGGCAAAAGUGUGCAUUGUUUCGAUGCCAUACGUGUACGAGACAUGUUUCGCUCUGCUGGUGGCUUUUGUCUGCCUUUCGUCACGAGAUGGUACAACUGCGAAAGUCAAGUUUGCACUGUUUCAGUUUUCGCUCGGAGCGAGAGAUGAUGACGCUUCACCCGAGUUGGAGUGGGUAUACAUACUGGACUAUGAGCCGGUCUUUGAUCAGCAAGCUGCCAAUCAAUUUUUUGAGGUCGAGAGCUUUUCGAUCACGCGUAACGCCCUGUAUCUCGUGUGGACAAGAGUGGAGCCUGUCCAGUUUUGUACAAUUCUUUUGCCUCAAGUUGGACAAACAAGUGUGCGAUCGGUAGCGUUUUCGCUUCAAGGCGCUGAAGGAAGACUAGCUCUGGCAUUUGGUGCUCGCGUUGACCAGAGUUCAUUCGAUAACAACGCCCUGAAGGGUUCAGUAUCGUUUUUGCUCAUAGAAGAAGACGCGAAGUCACCGAGUGGAUCAGUGUGCGUAGCCACCGCCUCGGGUAUGCAGAAACUGGAAUAUUUGGCGGCUUCACUUCCUUCUGAUGUAUCUAUGGAGAGAACACGUCGAAGACACGAAGAAGCAAGCUCCUACGCCAACGAAUCGUCUAACUUUCUGGGAGAGAACCUAACUGUUGAGGACUAUGUUCGUUUGAUCUUAACGCACUUCCAUGAUGACCCAAAGUCCGCAUCGACCCUGCGUGUGAGCGCGAGGGAUGUGGCUUCUGUAGCUCAAGCUGCUGUUGCUGUGGAUUUCCAGAUCAUGGAUGCUAAAUCAUCAUCUGGACUGCGAUGGGAGAAAGGAGCAAAUGACGAUGCGCCACCACAGAUCGAUGCACACGAAACUGAAUCUGAUAAUACUUCUGUUACUCCAAAGCUGGUGCGCUACCAAUUAGAAGAAAAAAGAGAUCGUCAUGUGGCGUUCAUGGAGUUCCUGCAUCGCCGGUGUGUAGCCGUUUGGGAGUUCAUUCAAAAUUCCAGUGAGCUUCAGCGCCAUUUGACGGAAAACGAAGAGAAGCUGCAAGGUGCAAUUGCUCUAAGCAAAUUUCAAGCGUCAAUUGUGUCUUUGAGCGCUACGGAGAAGGAGGUUUCGUCAGGAGUGCGACAAAUUCGACGCAGGUUAACGGGAAAGUUUCUUUUGCACGCGAUUGAGAAAACCGUUGAGAAGCGCGGUUAUGAGAAGGCACAGCUUCGUCUUGCGGGUUACAAUUCCUUUGAUGUUUUCUACUGCGAAGUGAGCAAGAUUGCAGAGCUUUUUCCGCACUUGGGCGACGAAGUUCAAAACCUGUCGACGUCAAUUGGCGAGAGCGACCCGACAUAUCUUUAUGCGCUGCUAGAAAGCGGUAGUGCCAUGCUGAGUAUGCUCUGCACGCCUGUGCAUAGCUCUACUGCUAGUUUAGCACCCAGAGGAAAUUGGGCGUUCACUUGCGAGGUGCGAGAGGUUGUGGCUAAACAAAUUGCUCGUCUGUCUAUUCUUGCGGGAUACUCGCAGUCCGGAUCGUCUGACAAGCAGAUUCGCUGGCAGUACGAUGAAGUCUUCGAGCUCACGGAUCAGAUUCAGAGACUAGGAACCAUUUUGCUGGACGAAUACGCUCGGUUCAUCCCUCUUGCUUUAAGCGAGGAAGCAGGCGAGCUGCGCAAGGAGGAAGCGUUUGUGAAGCGUGUUACGUUAAACCCCCUGAUUCACAUCGCAACGCAGACACCGUCCCAAGAAAGUGACAUAGCAGUUGACUUUGAUCUGAAUGGAAUUGUUACGCGCAAGCGAGUAGACUUGUUCAGUCAAUGUGUCGAGCUUUGCGAAAAGUAUUCCUACUUUGAAGGCAUGGUUUAUCUUCUUUUCGUUGAAGACUCGGAGAACCUGUCAAAAUUGGAUUGUGUCCUUGGCAAACUACCCAAGAGCCCCGCAUCAAAGAGGUUGGAGUCGUACUGCAAGAAGCACGAGGGCUUUGACGACUUUAUUUUCCGCUGGUAUAACGGCGAGGUUCAAAACCCAUGGACUCAAAACAAUCAAGAAGUAAGUGCGUCUUCUCCGACCAUGAUUGCAUACCUGCUGGCCCAUCCGCAAAUUUUUGCGCCGGCACUCCACAAAUUCAUGAAGGGCCGUGAACACUUGAGGAAAUACCGCUGGCUGACUGCGGUCUCAAUCGAGCGUUAUGAUCAGGUGGCGACACUUGCACUACAUGAAGCCAAAGGAGAACAGCGGUCGUUGCCGAAGCGCAAGACGAUGGCUAGCAUUGCUAAAAUUGCCUCCUUUGCGUCGCCUAGUCUAUCUAACUCUGAGAGUGUUCGGGAAAUCAACCGUGAGCUUGUGCGCGGAAAGCUUCAGGAGCUGUUAUUGCAGCUACCUUUAAAAGAGCCCAUCGAUCCGCAGCCGCUUUUGCCUGAAGAGUUGGUCAGCGCGUGCUUGAGAUCAGCCCUCUCGGUCGAGAAAAACGACCCUAUGAGGAUCAACAUAUUUCUGAUGGCGCUGGAAGCAUUAGAGACACUAGCAACUGAACCACCGACCGAGGAGUACAAGGAGAUGCGUGCCGGUAUGUGGCGAUCGUGCCUUGUUGAUGACAACGAGCUGUGGGACAACCUUGCAGCUGAAUCGGCGGCGGGUGUCAACGAGGAGAAAGUAGAGUCACUAAUGCGUCAAACGCUACUUUACAAGGUGAUGAAAGAGUACGCGGCGCGGCCAGAGCAUCGGACGCGUGGCGUUCAUUCUACGGCAGCAUUGACGAUUGAGGUUAUUCGAGAGCUAGUGCACCAAGAGGAUAAUGUGGACUCCGCCGUUAGCGUUGAAAGCGAGCAGCUGCUGAUCAAGACGCUGCAUCUGGCGCUGCAGUAA
Molecule: messenger RNA, 3945 nt
Organism: Peronospora farinosa
Lineage: Eukaryota; Oomycota; Peronosporomycetes; Peronosporales; Peronosporaceae
Source: the annotation of a GenBank genome assembly